Messenger RNA from Xylaria bambusicola, 1341 nucleotides. Its product is annotated as putative aspartate aminotransferase. The coding region runs from base 1 to 1341 and encodes 446 amino acids. Gene Ontology annotation, molecular function: pyridoxal phosphate binding; transaminase activity. The transcript has a single exon. NCBI's taxonomy places the organism in Eukaryota, Fungi, Ascomycota, Sordariomycetes, Xylariales, Xylariaceae. The record is from RefSeq and is a predicted model, not a curated record. Gene Ontology annotation, biological process: biosynthetic process; amino acid metabolic process.
AUGCUCUCUCGACGAGCCCAAGAUCAAGUGCCUUCCACUGACUCGAAUGUGAUAUGGGAUGUGUUGCAGGGCCAAUGGCACGAGCAGGAUAACCCUCAUGGCUACGUGAAUGUAGGUGUAGCCGAGAAUCGACUGAUGCAGGCAGAACUAGAGAAUUACCUCACCAAGAAUAUCGACUUACGUGGAUGUGUUUUGACGUAUGAGGAUGGCCCGGUUGGCAGUCAGCGUCUCAGGACGGCACUGGCAAGAUUUAUCGACCGGAGGAUGCGCACACAUAGAUCCUUGGACGCGUCCCAGAUCAUAGUCACUAACGGCGUGUCCAGCGGCCUCGAGCACAUGGCAUGGGCCUUGGCUGACCCGGGAGAUUCUUUCCUACUAGGACGACCGUACUACGGAGAAAUUAACCUUGCUCUUCGCCCCCACGUGCGCACGUGGCCCGUGGCUUUCGGUCAGCUCGAUCCCUUGGGCCUCCCAGCAGUUGCUUGCUACGAGAGGGCUAUCCUCGCCGCGCGGGAGCAAGGGACGACCAUCAGAGGUUUGCUGCUAUGUUCCCCACACAAUCCGCUGGGGCGGUGCUACCCACGAGAGGUAAUUCAGGCAUUGCUAUCCCUCUGCAACAAGUAUCAGAUCCACCUGAUCAGCGACGAAGCCUACGCCCUGUCUGUGUGGCAUGGUCCACCCUUCACGUCGGUGCUGUCACUAGAUCUCAGCGGCAUCAUCGAUCCCAGCCUAGUACAUGUUCUCUGGGGAAUAUCCAAAGAUUUUGGCGCCAAUGGGUGGCGCGUAGGUUGUAUCGUCUCACAAUCCAACCAGCCGCUGCGUGCAGCCCUGGGAACAGUGGCCCUCUACUCGUAUGUGUCGUCGAUUACAGAUCGUAUCGUGUCCCAGAUGCUAGAAGAUGAUUCCUUCACGACGAGCUAUCUUGCCAAGAAUCUGCGGCGACUCUCGAACGCGUAUACGUUCGCAACGGACUUCUUGCGGCAGCAUGCCAUUCCCUUUGCGGGGGGCACGCAAGCAGCCUUGUUCAUAUGGGUGGACCUUGGGCAAGCAUAUCGCAACCGCCACCCGGAACGAGCGGCGCUACGGAACACGGCAAAGGAGGUCCAGCAAGCAUUGUGGGCUCAGAAAGUCUAUCUGGCGUGGGGAGGGAACUUUGGUAGCGAGUCUCCGGAUAUGUUUCGCAUAGUUUUUGCCCAUCCGCGGAGCUAUAUGGAGGAGGGUUUGCGUCGUAUCGCGAGGGCGCUGGAGAGCGGUGCUGAGGGCCAGUCGCAGAGAAGCAAACGGCCGCGGCUCAAGGAGCCCAAUGGGGCGAAGGAUUAUUGGAAGGAAAAGGUGAUGUAA